Alternaria rosae is the source of this 2257-nucleotide messenger RNA. RefSeq lists its product as uncharacterized. The coding region runs from base 281 to 1837 and encodes 518 amino acids. The transcript has 2 exons. The record is from RefSeq and is a predicted model, not a curated record. NCBI's taxonomy places the organism in Eukaryota, Fungi, Ascomycota, Dothideomycetes, Pleosporales, Pleosporaceae. Gene Ontology annotation, molecular function: hydrolase activity, acting on carbon-nitrogen (but not peptide) bonds.
GACCUCAGCGACACCCACACGCGACGAUGCGUGUGUCCUGUUGAUAGGCCGAAAUGCAGGUAAACCUCGGCGCACAACUGACUAUUGUUCUAAACUCCGUUUCUCGUCGUUCGAUGAAGCCUUAACGCCAUGAAAACUCGCGCCUCGCUCUUGAUGCGUCCACGAGUGCCAAUAAAAGCGGAGUGAGGGGUCAAAGGCAACAGAGAUGACCUCAGCCCUGACCGGGGCGUAAUGCAACAUACAAGGUAACGAGCGAGGUAUAUAACCUCUUGGUUGAGCCAUGGUGGAAGCGCGACAAUUAUACACAGGUCUGGCGACUCGUGCGAUGGCUUCCAAAAGUCUUCUUCUGCGGGGCGGUGUUGCUCUGAUACAUGAUGCGAAUAACCACGUCGUUCCUACCAAGACUGACAUUCUUGUCGAAGAGGGCAGGAUCACAAAAGUCGCGCAUCAGAUUGAAUCGCGUCAGGACAUCGAGACUAUUGACUGCACUGACAAAAUCAUCAGCCCAGGCUUUAUCGAUACACAUCGUCAUGCUUGGCAAACACAGCUCAAAGGCAGGCACGCCAAUGAGCAGCUGCUGGAGUACAUGGUGACUGGCAAUUCGCAGUCUUUCCAGUACUCGCCCGAAGAUGUCUUCUACGGUCAGCUCGCCGGUUUACUGGAGAGUAUCGCAGCUGGCACGACCACGGUGGUUGAGCACGCACACAUCACCCGCUCACCAGAACACGCCAAAGCCGCCAUCGCAGGUACUGCAUCUUCCGGCAUGCGAUCCGUGUUCUGCUACACUCCCAUUUCGCUCGUCAAGCAGUUCAACCCCCUCACCUGGCAUCAAAACCUCCUCGAGGACUGGGUCAUGAACACCUUCGAGGAACUCGCCGAUAAUGGACCUUUCGGGGACGGAAGAGUAACGCUGGGUUUCGCGUUCGACUUUUGGUUUCUGCCUGCAGAUAUGAUCAAAGGCAUAUUUGCUAAGGUGAAUGCCAAAGGCGUCAAGACGAUUACCACCCACGGCUCUGUAUCGCUAGGAGGUAGUGUGAUACAAGCAGCGUCGAAGCAUGGUUUACUCGACGAGAAGAUUAUCGUUUCGCACGGUGGUACCAUCGUCAAGGCUGAUGCUGAACUCUUGAAGGCCGCUGGUGCAUUCGUGAGCUCUACCCCGAGUUCAGAGCUCCAGAUGGCCAUGGGGAGGUCCUACUGCUUCGAUGCCUCAUUCCCAGAUGGAGGCGUGAGCGGAGAUUCGAUUGGACUACAGGACAACAGCGCGCUUGGCGUUGAUUGCCAUUCCGCCACUGCCGGCUCUAUUAUCGCUGAAGCAAAACUUGGUCUCGGCAAUGCGCGAAAUCACCACAACGAACACAUCAUGAAGCAAGACAAGAUUCCACGAGAUCUUCCUGAUAGCCUCAGUGUCGAGGCCGCCUUCAAUCUCGCAACGAUCAAAGGCGCAGAGGCUGCGAACUUGAGCAGCAAGAUUGGCCGUAUUGCGGAAGGGUACAAAGCGGAUCUGGUCAUCUUCGACGCUCUGAGUCCCAGCAUGGUCGGCGCUGCGCAACACAAUCCCGUCGCCGCGAUCAUCCUGCACUCGAGCCCGGCCGAUAUCGAGACUGUCAUUGUCGAUGGCAUCGUGAGGAAGAAGGAUGGCAAGCUACUGCCGGUACAGGUAGACAGCAGCGCCAAAGAUAUGAUAGGAAGCGACACCCUCGACUGGCUCAGCAUUGCCAAAGAGAUUGUCUUAGGCAGAGAGAAGAUGCAGAAGGAAAUUGACAAGAUCGAUUUUGAGGAAGCAUACGAGGCAAUACUCAAGAUGUUCCACGUUGACAAGACGAAAUUGGUAGACUGAGAUCUGUAGAGUAUCUCCAAUAUCGGAUAACGCUGUCUCGAUACUCAAAACCUAGCUGAGGGGGUUGAUCGUUAUCAUUUGGCUGUUGUAAAUCGUGGUUUGUAUGGUAAUCGGCCCUGUAACACGAGCGCGACGCGCUGCAUUAUACUCAGUAUGGUUAGUCAGUUAGCGCCUCCUUCACCCCAACCUCAAGGGGAUCGAACUAUUAAAUGCUCCCCUUACUGCGCGGAUAUUUAGGUCGUCUCAUUCGAUCUCUGUUGCAAUAACUAUACAUUUUCAUUCGGCAGUCAAUUCUCAGUGUGCGCUUUGUAUCAUGGGCCAACACUCUACGUCGAAGGAGCGUAAGUAUCUGGAGCUACGCAAGCAACCACUCAAGUAUACGCACUGCAGAGCGGCAACACGACCCAUCUGCCAUAAUAC